GUUGAGCGGACCAAUCAGCGAGCGCCUGGCUAAAACCCAGUCGCGCAAGUGCAAAAUGGCAGCAGGGCGCACAGCGGUGCUCGUCCUCGUCUCGCUGAGUCUCGCGACGACGGACGCCUUCUCGACGUACCGGCUGCGCAUCCCGAACGGCCUCAGCGUCGAAGGCUUUGCGGCUGUCGGGCACGUCAACAAGGUCGGCGGCGGCCAGCCGACGCAGUUUGGCAUCGACUUCGAGCGGGCCGGCGGGCGCUGGAACGCUGCGCUGUGCGCUCUCGACUCGGACGGCGACGGCGCCACGAACGGCGAAGAGCUCGGGGACCCGUGUUGCGAGUGGCGCGUCGGCCUCCCCGUGCGACCCAACCCGAGAUCGCCAGGACAUCCCGAUGCGUUUACGGCUUCGGAGCUUGCGGCGAUGAAGUGCACGCCGUCCACGGCCAAGACGCCGCUGCCCAAUGCGCCUGCAUCCACCGACGGGUCGGACGCCAAAGAUCUCUAGUCCUGCGCUAGUAUGAUCGUCGGUGCCAUACGCCCUGUCCAUCAUGUUGUCCUCGUCGACUUGUAAGAUUCUUGAUUGCCGUGU
Saprolegnia parasitica CBS 223.65 is the source of this 580-nucleotide messenger RNA. RefSeq lists its product as hypothetical. Lineage: Eukaryota; Oomycota; Saprolegniomycetes; Saprolegniales; Saprolegniaceae. The record is from RefSeq and is a predicted model, not a curated record. The coding region runs from base 56 to 496 and encodes 146 amino acids. The transcript has a single exon.